CAAUUUGAGCAUUCUGAAAAGUUGGUAGUGUUUUGUCCCAACCGUCCCUAUGCAAACCUACACCCUUAAUUUAGCCUAUCAAUUAAUUAGGUUCAUAUUCGUGAGAAAUGUAUCUCUGACCCCCGUACACCUAAUCUGUUUGGUCUCAUUAAUGUCCCUUCCCCAGCAAAAAGUCUACAUGCUGUUAUAUCGUCCCUACAAGAGGCGUAGCAAGGGUCCCCGGGGACCCCAGGCAACAAGCAACAUUGGGCCCUUCGAGCGUGUGCAAGUAAUGGGGACAGUUAGACUUGGAGCAAUAGAAGAAAGAGUAGCAACACAAAAAAUACCACCAUCGGAUGUGGAGGUAUAUACCUUUGUGUGAAAUCAGUAGUCAGAUUGGCCAUACGACCCACCAAAUUCAAAUUAUUCCGUAAAAACCACUGAUUGGUCGACUACCGACCGAAAUGAGUAUUAAAUUUGCUAAUAGAUUUGUUUAGGAUUAUUUUAGAUGCAUAUAUGUUAUAUUUUUCUUGUAGAGUAUUCGAUAAGGAAUACGAUAGACCCAUGAAUAGACUUUUUUGGAAAAAUCACCAUUUCUUUAAGUAGUCACAUCAAUAAUGAGGCGGUCUGUGAAAAUCACCGCUGAACGCUUAGACUUUGGCUAUUUAAAGCAGUGGUGUCCAAACUAAUCCACAUGGGCCCGCAGUGGGUGCUGGAUUUCAUUCCUACCAACUAAGAAGAUAUCUUUUCAUCAAUCUGGUGUCUUUCAAGUAAAAUCAGUUGAUUGCAGUCAGGUGCUGCAUGUUUUAGCACAAACUUCAUUAGUUAAACUGUCUGUGCUCGAUUGAUAGGAACAAAAACCAGGACCCACAGCGGCCCUUGAGGACAGGUUUGGACACCCAUGAUCUAGAGCACAGGUGUCAAACCGAUUCCAGGAAGGGCCUAGUGGGUGCUGGAUUUUGUUCCAAUCGAUAACGCGCAAAGAGUUUAACCAGUGAACUUCCUGCUGAAACAUGCAGCACCUGACAAAGUUUAACUGAUCACACAUGUAAAAGAUCUAAUUGGUGAAAAGGUGUCCUCUUCAUUGGUUGGAAAGCAAACCUGCACCCACUAGGCCCUUUCUGGAAUCUGUUUGACACCUGUGAUCUAGAGCAGGGGUCCCCAACCUUUUUUGCACCACGGACCGGUGUUAUUUGGGUCUUUUUUUCACGGACCGGUGUUCUGACAAAUUUUGCAACCCAUCAAAAAUUGCAACGAUGCGGUUCUGCGCAUGCGCGUAACGUUAAACAUAGCCGCAAAAUGCGCAAAUGCAGUGAUUCCAAAGUAAAUACUACAAACUUUCUUGAAAGAAAGGAAUAUUAACUUACAUUUGAUCAUGGAAGGACUUGUAGAAAAGUUCUCCUCAGAUACAUCCUGCCAUGUAAGCUGCACACCGCUCACACCAUUAACAACUUCGCCUUGUCGUUAAACAGAAGCCCGCUUCACAAAAAUACGAUGUUGGAAAUUGUAGCAAGGUUUUCAAUGCUCUUGUAGCGAUGUCAGGAUAUUCCAGAAUGACUUUAAUCCAGAACCUCGGUAGAGUUGUUGUCUCAAAUGUACGCUUAAUAAGGUCGCCAUCAUUUGCGAUCUCUACAAGUUGAUUUUCCUGUUGCACAGACAUGCUCCAAUCACUCGGUUUAUUCACAAACGGGUCAGGAAUCCACUCCUUUGCAGUUCGUGGGUCUUCGAGGUAGGCUCGUCAGGUGCCCUUUUCGCCGUAAAAAUAUCUCCAAAGACGUCUGUUUUUCAGUCAUCUUCGCUCGUGUGGGGGCUAAUUAUUUCUGAGAACAAAUGUGCUGCGCCCGCGGCCUAGCAAUUUGUUAUUAUCGAGGACACGCUCACAUAGAUAUAUUAUAUACACAAACAAGAUGUACUACUAGCUGUCCAAUCAAUGGAUUUCUAUGACGACAUUUUAAUCUAUCCCGUAGUAUCAUAUCUAGAGUAGACAGAGAUAUUGGUGUGUUAAGCAGGGGCACAGGGUUAAUUCAGCCAGAAUGCCAUCGUUAUUAAAUUAUUAUUUCUGUGCGGCCCGGUAGCAAAUGCGCCAGGGACCGGUACCGGUCCGCGGCCCGGCAGAUGGGGACCCCUGAUCUAGAGAGUACUUGUUGAGUCACUCUUUUAACAAUCAUGUGGUAUCAAUUUCUGAUUGGACUUUCUUAAACAUGUGUUUCCACGUGACAUGGUUAGUGCUGACUGGGAUUGAUAACAGAAUUAUUAGAUAAUCUGCCAAAUGAUUCCAUGGUAUUGAAACACUCCCUACACUUGUCGCUCCAACAGUGCAGUAAAGCUGCGUGUGCUAAAUCUGUUGACCCUUUGGGGGCCCCUGCUGGCUAGGGGCCCUAGGCAGUUGCCUGGUUUGCCUAAUGGGACUGGACGCCUCUGGUCCCUACCAAUGUUGAGACCAAACCUACGCCCUUGCGUCCAAGUCUACUUUGACUGGGAGGUGUUGACAGCGCGCCCUCCCAGUCAACAUGAAUUGGACGUCAAGCACCGUCAAUAGCAACCAAUGAGUUAAUUGGAUGCAGGUGAGGGAGGGGCUUUAUUUGUGUGUCCCGAUUGCUCUGUACGGCCAGAUUUGAGUUUCAGAUGUUCCAUAUUCACAAUAAAUCCAUCUGGGCGCCUAUAUUCGAACAGACAUGGGGACUGGGGGAAUACGCGCAUUGCAGCCAACUUGUCUGGCUAGUACAGACAAGUACACGCGCGUGCACGUGUCGGCGAGAAGAUGUCAGCGCGCCAUUCUUUUACACGUUCCAGCAUGUGUUUGUCGUUAAAACGGCAGACGAGUGACCAUAAAAAAAGCGAAGCACAUUCGCCACAGCCAAUUUCUUCUCCAAAGGGCCUCCACGCGCUGAGCGUUGCCGCGCGUGACAAAUUGUGUGCGUGAGAAGCGAGGACAAGGGAGGGUUGAAAGAGAGAGAAAAAUCGUCUUAAAUAUGGCGUCUUCUUGAAGAAAAUGGGCCAAAAUAGCUUUGUGGAGUGUGUGGAGCGGAGGAACGUGGCGCUGUGCGCGGGAGACAAUAGACAGUGAAAUAUAUGGGGAGGAGGUGCUCCUGGCUGCUGUGACCCCCUCCUCUCCUCCGCCUCCCCCACUCGUUCCUUCUCCUCCUCCCUCCAUUCCUCCCAGUCUACAGGCUCGUCAAGCAGAGAAAUAAACAGGAGCAAACGCUGAGAGAAGGAAGAAGAGAGGACAUUCCUCCCCUCUCCUCUCCUCUCCCCUCCCCCCCACCCCACCCGCACUAUCUGCUGCCCAUCUUCAUCCAGGCAGCCCCCUUUUUUUCUUUUUCAUGGAGAGGAAUUAUCCCGCAGCUGGCUUUGGAGAUCUCGCCUCUGGGACGGGAUGGAGUUACGACAGAACGGCCAAAGCGAGCCUCAUGUAUGGGAGUGCCAGGUCAAGCCACACCGACUCAGAGCUGCUCCACCGGCAAGCCUAUGGUACCCCUCAUCCCCUCCAGGGUUAUGCAACCAACCACCACCCAGGAGGAUCCAGACAGGGUGGGGCUUGGGGUGGACGCACACUGGGCCUGUCAGGGCUGUUUGAUGCCAGUCUUCACCACUCGGGCCCCUCGGGUCCUGAUCCAUCCGUCAUGAAUCUGAUUUCUGCUUUGGAUUCCCGUGGUCCACAGCCCCCACCCUCAGCUUCUUCCCUCCUCACACAAUUUCGCACUCCCUCUUGGCAGACUGCAAUGCACGCACCAUCCCCAACGGAGCUCUUUAUUUCAGGAGCUCUUCCUGGUUCCAGCUCCUUUCCCUCCUCCUCAGCCCUUUCUGCAUACCAGCAUCCUGGCUCUUUCUCUGGACGCUCCUUCAAUCCUUCACUAUCCCUCCAGGACACACCCACCUUUAGCCCAACUUCCAAUGGUUUGUUGUCCCCCCAUGAUCCCCUGCUGCACAUUAAAACACCCUCCCAGUCCAGCCUGGGAUUUGAUCGCCUGCUGUCUUCCCAAAGUAGCGCCUACCGGAGCUCCCAGGAGCUACCGGCACCUCCUCAAAACCAUGCCCCGCCCACCUCCGCCAAUUGCCAUCUGCCCCCUCAUCAGUUUAACCUGCUAUCCUCCCAACUCCACAACCAGUCUUCUCAGCUUUAUAAUUCCUCCAUGUUCUCCUCCACAUCAGCCCUGAUACCCACUACGCCCCCUCAGCCACUCCCUCCACAGGAGAGGGCAAUUCCCCGACAGGAUACCGUUAUUAAGCAUUACCAACGCUCACCCCCAGCCCAUUCCACAACGCUUCCACUACAGCAAUAUAUCAGUUGUGGUGGGUCAGUAGGUUACCAGCAUAUACCAAAUCAACACCCUCACACUGGUGUGUCUUCUAGUCCUUUGGGGGAUCAGAGCCCGCAUUCAGAUCCUAAACCCUCACCACAGUCAGAGUCUCAGCCAUAUCGACCUAAUAUUCAACCACCCUACACUUCUUCUUCCUCCAGCUCAGCAAUCUCUUUAUCUGGGACUAAAGAAGCCAAUAGCUCCAGUAGUAGCUUCUCCUCUUCAAACACAGCAUCAUCCUCUUCAAGAACCUCACACACGCCACCAUCAGCAUUGUGCAACUCCUCUUCAUCGUCUUCAAACCCUAAGGCCAACAAUGGAACCUUGUCUGCUCCCUCUCGCCAGCAGCCUCCACCUCAAUCAGUGCCAGCACCACCUUCACCAAUGGUUUCAUCAACCCAGUCAACGCCCAAACCAUGUCUCGCUAUAUAUGGUUCUCCACCUGUAGCUAAAUCUAGCACAAGCCUACAAGGCCAGACCCCUCCCCAACAACAAGCCCAGGCAUAUUCUCCUAACCAGCCAACGUCGACUCACAUGACCCAGUCUUGUGGUAGCUUUAGCUCCCCUAGCACACAUGAGAUUAGCUCUGGAGGAGGAGGAAAUGGAGGGAAAGCUUUCACCGAUUUAGGGUCAGGUGGACGCUCGCUUUCGGCAGAAAUUGUCUUUGGGGACUCAAACUUUAGCUCAGCCUCCCACAGAAGAGCAGAGAGUCCUUCCCUAGGGUAUGGAAAUGCUACAGGAUCAAAAGGAGGCGGGGCAUCAGGAGUUACCACACUUGAUACUGGACUUGUUGCUGCAAGUUCAGGAAGUGGGGGUGCUAAUGUAAGCAAUUCGUACCACUUGAAUGAGUCUAGUCCCUCACCUUCUAUUACUUCUACUGUCCCACACCCUGGUUUGCACUCUCCUCCUUCAGCUCGGCCCGCACAAUCCCCGGGGGUCUCAGGAGCCAGCAAAUACCUGCCCUCCAUGCUCUCACCCACAUUUAUAUCGUCACAAGGUUUUAAUGAAACGCGGCAACAGCCCUACCACUCAACUCCACCCAAACCCAAAACCCAGCCCAACAUGCUUAGGCCUGAGCGCUCCCAAGAGGCGGAAGAAGAUGAUGAGUUCCUCAUCGAACAAUUACUUCACACGCAAAGUUCAACUUCUCAUUCUGCCCAGCAUCUUUCUUCUGUUCAGAUACCAGAACAGAUUCCACUAACUGGAGAUACAGAAGCCAAAGGAAGAACUUAUGACAUGAACAAGAUCUCAGAGGAACGUUACCACCUUCACAGUGUAAUUCGUACAAAUAGCACCAAUAGCAGUUCGGAGCCUGAAACAUCAUUUAGUGAAGUAACAAGUGGAUUAAAUAGUCAACUGGAAAUGUCACAAAAGAAGCAACAGCAUACUAAGACUGAGUUGACUAUAUCAAAAUCCACCACUGAAGGGGUGGGUGGAGUAACAGACUCCCUUUCCCAUACUACCCACUCCCAUCCUUCAGAACAUGACUCCAUGGUUUCGGUAGGUCAUUAUGGAAGAGGGGACCCCUACACACAGCACCAACAUUCUCGUCCCUCCCAUCACAUCCCCCACCUGUCACCCCAUUCUCAGCAACAAUGUCAGCAAUCGCAACUCUCUCAGCACACACAACCUCCCCAUCACUCUCAGCAAAAUCAUACUCACCCACAGCAUCCGCAUAUGGAGCUAAAAAAGUCUUCAGAUAGCACAGAUAGGUCCUACUUAUGUACUACGACAGAUGUCCAGCACGCUAGACAAAACCAGAUUUCUCACCAAAUGAUGAAUUCACCACCAGACUGCCCUCAGCAAACUCAGAUGAUGCAUCCUGUCAUGUCUCGGACUAAAAUGGAAUCCCAACAAGCACCACAGCAACAUCCUCUGAGCCAGCAAAGUGUCAUGGCAUCAAGUCGAGGAUCGGGGCUCACAGGUGUGGGUUCCCAUGCACAGAGUCAGUCACAGCUACAACUCCAGCUGCAGAAUCAAAAUUUGGAUACACGCUAUAGUCUUGGAGCGCAGAGAGAGCAAAGUCGAAUAAGCCAGAACUCUGUGUCCACGGGAGAUAUGUUGGACCAGCCUCUUUCACAGCCGAGAAGCAGAGAUAGUGGAGGAGCUCUAGACAGACAUGCCAUCAGAAUUGGUGCUAAUAUUACAGAAGGUGAUAGUGUUGUUGGAGAAAGACAUAGACAGCAGAACUGUCUGCCAUCCCACCACCAUCCUCAACACACAGCCCCAGAGCUGCAUGGGUUUCUGUCUGAACCAGAUAUGGGUUUACCCACUACCUCCCACCUGCACCACGUCAACCAACCUCAGACACAUAGCCACCACCAUCAGCAAGCUCACGGUCACCAUCAAAUUUCCCAUUCCCAUUUAGCUCAUCCACAGUCACAUCAGUUGGCAGGGAAUAUAGGAACUCCCCAACAACUGCAACAAUCCCAAACAAGAGAGACAGAAAACCAUCUGUCACACACCCAGCUAGACAGACAUAAGCCUCAUCAGUUUGAUGACGUCAGCCGUGGUGUAAAAAACAGAUUGAAUCAAAAUCAGCAACAGGAGCAGUUUACAUCUUUAACAUCUAUCUGCUUUUCAGACUCUCUUUUAAAUGAUGAAGACCGGUCUUUCUUUCCAGGAAUGGAAGACAUGUUUUGCUCAGCAACAUAUAAGUCUAGUUGUGCCGGGGAUUCUGUGACUGGACAGGGUUCCCGAGAGAACAUUGCUCAAGGGCGUGGGCAAGAAGCCAUGGAUGUCCUAAAAACAGGACAUGCCGGACAACGCUAUGGUCUGGUUGGACAUCACGGAGAUCAAGGUUAUGGACAAUACUGUCACAGUCUCUCUGGAUCAGGAAAUUCAAAUCCAAAUGCAGAUCCCAACUCUAUGAAGACCCAUGAUCUUCCCUCAACUGUGAAUACUGAUCAACUUGGCCUUAUACAGUCCCAGACCUCUGCUAUAGGAUUGAAUUCUACUGCUCAAGAUCCGGCCAACAAAAUGACAGGGUCAGUGGGAGCUGGGAGUAACAAUACUGGUAUGACCUCAGCAAUCUUUUGUUCGUCUCGACCCAAAAAACUGCUGAAAACAAGUUCAUUUCACUUGCUUAAACAGCGACGUGAGCCACAACCGCUAACCAAAAAAAAUUAUGCACAAGAAUAUGAAUUUGAAGAUGAUGAAGAUAAAGCUGACGGCCCGGCUGAUAUACGUCUAAACAGUCGACGCCUUCCCGACAUGCUCCCGGACUUGAUAUCUAGCUGUCGAAAGUCUGGCAGUGCAUCAGGAGUCAGUGGGCUCAGUCCCAUGAUGGGCGACAUGGACUUCUGCCACCCAUCUGGCUAUUCUUCCCUCGGACAUUCACAACCAAUCGUCACCCACGAUGGCCCAAAGAAAAGAGGGAGGAAACCAACAAAACCAAAACGCGAAGGUCCUCCUCGGCCUAGAGGUAGACCACGCAUACGCCCUCUCCCAGAACCUUCUUACUGCCGUGGCCUGAUGGGAUCAGCAGCUGGAGAAAGCAGAAGGGGACGAGGGAGAGGUAGAGGUCGAGGUAGGAAGGAUGACGGUCUCAUGGAAGUUCAUCAAGAUAUGAACAAAGCACACCACCUCACAUAUCACCCGCAGCAGCAUCCGCCGCAACAUUACAACCAGCCACAGCAUCUCCAACAGGAUGCGCAUGAACAUCGCAGACAAGAGCUAGAACACCACCAUAUAGCUCAACAGCAACAAGGACAUACCUUGCAUCAUCACGUUCCUCCCUCUCACCACCAAAUGCAUCACCAACAACAGCAACACAACUACCAACAACAUAUGCAGCAGCCACACCAACAACUGCAACAAGAGCCAGGCAGCCCCAUCAAGGUCGCACUUCACGGUCCUGCCAUGACCCCAUCACAAUCAUUGUUGAGGACUGAUUCACUGUCCAGCACUGAUCCAGCUCUGUCUGAUGGAUCACUGGGGUCAGCACCAUCACUGGGUCCGAGUCCGGGACCUAGUGCCAACAUGGACAUCAGCAGAAAUGAGCUAAACCAGACACAGGACAGGAUUCAUCAUGAGAAUUCUGGAGAGAUUACAUGGAAGAAAGAAAUUGAAGAUCCGUUGAACCCUGAAGGCUGGAGCACUAUGCAGAAACUCUCCAGUUGUGUUGACGAGAAAGCAUUUGACUUCAAACCUGGUUUCGUGUCCUCUUUUUUGGACUUCCUGAAGACAGGUAAAAAACAGUCAGGCCUUGAACUGGAUGACGUUGGCUGUGAACAGGAACCCAUGGACACCUGUUCCUCUCUAAAAGGAGGGAUCAGACCCAUAACCCCCACACCUCCACUAUCACCAACUACGCCACAGCAGCCUCCGGGAACAUUCAAUGAGGAGAGGGGAGGCGAGGGGGCAGACCUAGCUCUCAGUAGUUGCCCGAGUCCUUGUAAACCUCUUGACGACGAACUGAAAGGGAACCUGGAGGCGCUGCCCUCCUUCUCCUCUGACGAGGAAGAUUCGGUCAGUAAAAACCAAGACUUGCAGAAAAGCAUUUCGUCUGCCAUUUCUGCCCUCUAUGACACUCCGCACUCUCUCGCCGCUGCUAUGGCCUCCGCUAUGGUCAAAGUACCAUCCACGCUCUCUCCACCAACCCCACAGGAGCCCGAACUCAGCCCCUUGCCUCCUACUGCGCCAUCCCUUGUCCCCUCCACCACUACGGCCAAUGAAGAAGCGGGGACGCUCACGUACAAUCAGCUUCAUGCUCCAGACGAGAACAACUUUGUCUCGCAAUCCAACGGUGCCGUGAAAGAGGAGUGCGAAAGUGAGCCAAGUGGAGAUCACAAGGAGGAGGAAGAAGAAGGAGUAGGAAAAACUGCGGCUGAGGAAGAAAUGAAAACAGAUCCACGGGAUUCACAGCAGGGAGCUUUGGAAGGGCUGGAGGUGAUGAAAGAGGACAGAAUGUCUGACCGGCAGACUUCAGAGACGUUCAGAACUGAAGAUUCACCAUCAGGCCCCGCAUUCACUCCGGCUCCAGCGUCUGCAUCACCCUCUGAUUCCCCUUCACCACCCACCUACUCUCCUGCGUGUCUGCCUGCCUCUGUAAAUUCCUCACAGCCGAUCCAGCAGGAUGAAGAAGUGGAUCCCUCUUAUCCUCCCUGCAAACUGCAGCAGGUCUCCUACCAAGCAGCCCCAACUGCAGCAGGCACUUCCCCACCCCCCUCUACCUCCCCUCCGGCCAUCCCCUCACCCCCCCUCUCCAACCUCCCCCAAAGUCACUCCAUACCCCCUCCGUCCACCACGCCGCCCCCGUCGUGCUCUGACCACGACCAAGAAGCCGGGCAGGCGUCCCCCUCCUCCCCGUCGGCUUCUUCUCACUCAGCCUCCUCCUCUCCACCUCCGUCUCCUCCCACCCCAGAGGAAGCUCCGGCAUCCCAGCGACUCACCGCCCUGCACCUGGCCAAGAAACAGGCUGAUGCUGCAAUCGCAGGGGAGAGCGAGGAGGAGGACAGUGAAAGUGGAGGGGAGGGAAUCUUCCGCGAAAGGGACGAGUUUGUUAUUCGAACGGAGGACAUCGGGACACUCAAGAUGGCUUUGCAGACGGGUCGGGAGCCCCCACCAAUCUGGAGAGUGCAGAAAGCCUUACUCCAGAAAUUCAGUCCGGAGAUCAAAGAUGGUCAAAGACAGUUUUGUGCAACCAGCAAUUAUCUGGGUUAUUUUGGUGAUGCUAAAAUGCGAUACCAACGCUUGUAUGUGAAGUUCCUGGAGAACGUCAACAAGAAAGACUACGUCAGAGUGUGUUCCAGAAAGCCGUGGCACAGAACUGGUCUGACUCUUAGGCGCCAGUCGCUACCAAAACAACUACCCGCCCCUCACAAUCAAACCCCACCUCGGGUGGAGCGAGACGACAGGGACAAAGAGAGACCCAAAGAGAAGGAGCUGAAGGAGAAGAAAGAGAAGGAGCAAAAAGAACGAGAGCGUAAGGAAAAAAUCGACAGGGAGAAAAAGGACAGGGAGCAGAGAGAAAGGGAAAGGAAAGAAAAGGAGAAUGUGGAGAAGGAAGCGCAAAAUGACAAACAGAAUAGGGAGCAGUCAGACAGGGAGCCUAAUGGACAAGAUCAAACGGCCCUCCUCAAACAGGAGAGUGAAAGAAGGGACAAGGAUAAGAAAGAGGAAAAGAACAAGGAGCUGAGAGAAACGGAAAGAGAACAAAAAGAGAGAGAGAAAAAAUGCAGGGAACUUAAAGAGAGGGAGGAACUGGACAGGGUGUGCAAAGAAAGGGAGCGUGAAUGCAAGGAAAAGGAGAAACAGAUGAAGGACAGGCUGAAAGAGAAAGAGAGACUUGGGCCAGAAACCGGAGUCACGGAAAAGGCCAGACACAAGGAGGAAGAAAGGGAGUUGGCGAGGGAAAUCUUAGAAGUCAGAAGAGGAACAGCGCAAUGCUUGAGGGUAAAGGAGGAAAAAAGAAGAGUUGAGAAGAAGAUGGUGCAUCACUCAAGAGGCAAAACGUCAAUGGACAAGACGGAGCCUCCUCCCAAGAAGAGAAAGAAGUGGAUGAAGGAGUUGCCGUCCUCCUCCUCCGAAUCGGAUUCCUCCCCGCCCAGUGAAGAUGAAGGACUUCUGCGGGUUGGAAUGAAUAGUCGGGCCAUGAGAGAGAUGUUUAGGAGCUAUGUGGAGAUGUUGGUCAGCACAGCGCUUGAUCCUGACAUGAUCCAAGCCCUUGAGGACACAGAUGAUGAGUUAUACCUGCCGCCCAUGAGGAAGAUUGACAGUCUGCUGAAUGAGCAGAAGAAAAGACUGUUGAGAAGAGUCAGCAUGAGUGCUCAGCACCAGGAGGCUCUUCAUAUAUUCCCGAAAAUGACAGCUGACCCGUUGGAAUCUGGGACUGUCAAAGUUCGACUUGGCGGGGAGGGUUACAACCGUAAAACUCUCAACCGUGGCAAGAGGAGCAUUCCCAAGCAUCAAGAUCUGAAGCUCUCUAUUGAAGCCUGCCGUGUCUACAGUUUGUAUCAUUCCCUUCACCACUAUAAGUAUCAUACCUUCCUGCACUGCAAGAAGGAAACGGACAGCAUCGAACAGGCAGCAGAUGACCCUGGCCAAGAGGAGGUAGUACAGCAGUGCAUGGCCAACCAGAACUGGCUGGAGAGCCUCUUUAAUUCCUUCAUGGAGCUUGUCAGCCUUAGUGGCAAAGCCUGAAGGACACAAGGACAUCCAACCUACAGUGGCAGAAAGAGAGAGUACAGUCCAGUAAGAACAAAAUGGAGGCUUUUGGAGGGAUCGCACCACAGACUGAAGACGGCACUGUCGAUUUGUUUGAGAAAAGCUUACUUCAAAGAUGUUUAUAUGAAGAAAAAUGAAAAUUUGUGCACAAUGAAGUGAAUGUGAAGGAUGUUAAGGGAGCAAAGAUCAUUUGGUCAGCAACCCACUACAAAAAAAUCAAGAAGGUCUACUCAGUGUGUGCACACAAUGAAAAACAAAUUGUGUUAACAACUAUGGUUUGUAUAAUUUAUACAAUGACAUUAAAAUAUUCCUAAAGGGAUUGAUGUCUGUAAAUAUAAUUUGGAAUAUGUUUUCAAGGGAUAUUACAAGAAAUGGCCAACUUGCUGUUUUCGGUCCUCUCAGACCUACAGAGGUAAAACUAGGUUUAAAGUGACUAUGUAAUAGUCUCCUUGUUUCUACUCGCCUCAAUUUGAAAGCAGUUGAGAUUCAGGGGUAAUGUAUUUAAAUUAAGCUGUAUAUAUAUUUUUUGUGCUUGUUCUUUAAAAGACAACCACACAGAGGAGUUUAUUCCUGUAAAAACAAGAAUUAAAAGAAAAGCUUUCUAAAAGGAAGUGUGACAUGAAAUGAUCCAAACGCCUAAAUGUCCGUGUUUAGUGUGUCCUUUUUAUCUGUCUCUUGUUGAUUGAUAUUUGCCAUCAUUUGAACUCUCGGAGGAUAUUCUUGCAGAGCAUAUUUGUUGUUAUGAUGUGUACAUAGUGUACAGCUUCUUCGUUCUCCAAGUUCUUCUUCUGUACAUGAAAUUCCUGUAUUUGACAAAAGCAAAUAAAACAGUUCGAAUGACACUGAUUACAUUUUCUAUAUAGCUCGCUGGAAGUUAUUUUCAGGAAAAAAACAACGAUGGGUUGAGUGACCUUUUACUCAUUGGCUGCUUUGACGGCGCUAGACGUCCAAUCAAUUUUGACUGGGACAUUGCAUUAAUCUGUAAAUUUUAUUUAUAAAUAUAAAAAUGCAUUAAUGAUCAAUAAAAGACUCACUACAAUGGCGUACCGCACGCAGGUUAUUUUUAGACCGUGACGUCGCAUCGUAAAGCAGAAGUAAAGCCGAAGUGGGACAUUAUAGACCCGCCCUCGCAUAGACACAACGUAAUUUGUGCUACUUUUCUCCGGUAAUCUUUAAAAAACGACAUGCCGAU
Corythoichthys intestinalis (scribbled pipefish) is the source of this 12639-nucleotide messenger RNA. It is a transcript of the gene prr12b, whose product is annotated as proline rich 12b. The transcript has 16 exons. Lineage: Eukaryota; Metazoa; Chordata; Actinopteri; Syngnathiformes; Syngnathidae. The coding region runs from base 3303 to 11423 and encodes 2706 amino acids. The record is from RefSeq and is a predicted model, not a curated record.